Angiostrongylus costaricensis is the source of this 966-nucleotide messenger RNA. Lineage: Eukaryota; Metazoa; Nematoda; Chromadorea; Rhabditida; Metastrongylidae. The record is from the annotation of a GenBank genome assembly.
CGAUUUCUAAACCUUGUAUUUCGUUUAAAACUUAGACUCAGCUUACAGCAUUUCUCAGAUGAGAGUUGCAAUUUCCGAACUGACAUGCUUUCAAGAACAUCAUUUGAGAUUGUGGAUCGAACACAAUUAUGUAGUGAGUUUCAGCUUGGUGCACGCUCGUCUUCACAUGAUCCAUUACUUGCGGAUUCGAAGAUUGGAACGAUGAAUAGCGAAUACAGCAGUAAACAUGGCAUAUCGACCAUUCCUAAGGGCGACUGUGCCCACUGCGACAAACCAAUCAUCGGGCAGGUCGUUAUUGCGUUGGGAAAAAUGUGGCACCCAGAACAUUACACGUGCUGUGAAUGUGGGCUGGAGCUUGGACACAGAAACUUCUUUGAAAGGAAUGGUCGUGCGUUUUGUGAAGAGGACUACCAUAAUCUAUUUAGUCCAAGAUGUUCAAGUUGCAACGGGCCGAUAAAAGAUCGCUGUGUUACGGCUCUCAAUAGGAACUACCAUGUACAAUGCUUCACAUGCUCGGAGUGUGGACGAGAAUUUGGUGAUGAAGGAUUCCAUGAGAAAGAUGGGAACACAUAUUGUCGUCGUGACUUCUUUCGUCUUUUUGCACCAAGAUGCAAGGGUUGUGAGAAUCCGAUCGCCAAUAACUUUGUCACUGCUCUGGGUACGCACUGGCAUCCAGAAUGCUUUGUUUGCCAGAUGUGUGGCAGUUCGUUUGCUGGCGGCACAUUCUUCGAUGAUGGCGGUCAACCUCUCUGCGAAACCCAUUAUCACGAGCGACAUGGUUCCCUUUGUCACGAAUGUCGUGCACCAAUCUCCGGGCGUUGUGUAACCGCUAUUGGUAGAAAGUUCCAUCCAGAACAUUUCCGAUGCUCGUAUUGUAAUAGACAACUUACAAAAGGGACAUUUAAAGAAGUAGAUAGACGACCAUUUUGUAGCAAAUGUUAUAAUAAUACGUAUGCACUAACAUAA